GUCAAAAAAUUCAACACACCAGCAGUGUGAGGAGACCUGAAAGUGGCACAUGGCAUGGCAGAGUGUGGCGAUGGAGACAGCAGCAAUGGGAGGCCGUACAGGGACCCAUGAGAGACUCUGGACCUGGCAGCAGCAUGAGGAAGCGGUAUAUAGGGGCCUAUGGCAGAUUAGGGGCCUGGCAGCAGCUAUGGGAGGCCCAUAAUCUGCCAGCACCCUAUGUCAAAAAAUUCUACACACCAGCAGUGUGUGAGGAGACCUGAAAGUGGCACAUGGCAGAGUGUGGCGAUGGAGACAGCAGCAAUGGGAGGCCGUACAGGGACCCAUGAGAGACUCUGGACCUGGCAGCAGCAUGA
Molecule: messenger RNA, 353 nt
Organism: Staurois parvus
Lineage: Eukaryota; Metazoa; Chordata; Amphibia; Anura; Ranidae
Source: the annotation of a GenBank genome assembly